Molecule: messenger RNA, 764 nt
Organism: Alligator mississippiensis (American alligator)
Lineage: Eukaryota; Metazoa; Chordata; Crocodylia; Alligatoridae
Gene: MAJIN
Product: membrane anchored junction protein
Exons: 9
Coding region: 15-764 (249 amino acids)
Biological process (GO): meiotic attachment of telomere to nuclear envelope; homologous chromosome pairing at meiosis
Cellular component (GO): nuclear inner membrane
Molecular function (GO): DNA binding
Source: RefSeq, a predicted model, not a curated record
GUGUUCUGAAGACUAUGUCUUUAAAACCUUUUACCUGCCCCUGGCCUGAAACAAGGUUUCUUCAUGCAGGCAAAAGUGUAUAUAAAUUUAAAAUCCGAUAUGGCAAUAUCAGCAGUGAUGGCAUGGGCACUGGUGAAAAUACUUCCUUGGAACUAGAGGAAGCCAUUCGAGUAAUCCUUGGAAAUCUUGAUAAUACACAUCCAUUUACUACAGAACACUUCACUAUAUUCCCAUAUUUAAGUAAAUGGGAGAGAGUGUCAAAACUGAGAUUCAAGCACGGAGACAAACUUCUUGAUCCGUAUCCUUAUGUUUGCAUUAUGUAUGUGGAACGCAAUUCAUUUCAGCAAAGUGUUUUCAUCCAUUUCCAAAAUUACAGCACAGUCAUCAGUGCCAAACCUAAUCUCUUGGAUCUGCAAAAGGGAGAAAACAUAGUCUUAAAUGUUUUAAAGGUCAAGAAUAGAAGUGAAAUUAUAGAAGACACUGAAACAAAAGCAACAAGGAGGCAGAGGAGGGUGGAGGACCCAACAGAGCUGUCACAGAGUGAGCCAUGUGUGGAGAGGUUCGAUGUCCCUGCUCAGGUCCCAGGCAUCUGCUCCCAACCGCCAGGACAAUCCUGUCGGGCUGGAGCUGAAGAUAUUCACAAUACAAGUGAGACAAACAGUCCAUGCAGAUGGGAAUGGAAUGAGAAUCUUGAAGACAUCCUGUACGAUUCUCUCAUGACAAACAGAACGUUUCAGGAACUAGAGAAGAAGGACAGACAGUGA